AUGUCUACCAUCACUACGACGACGACGACGACGGCCAACGAGGGCAUCACGGCCGAGUCAAUCCUGCGCCUCUUCCCCGACAUCGACACGAGCACCGAGGCCCUCUCCGGUCACGAUGCCGAGCAGAUUCGGCUCAUGGAUGAGGUGUGCAUUGUGUUGGACGAGAAUGACAAGCCUAUUGGAAACGCUAGCAAGAAGGCCUGCCAUCUCAUGACCAACAUCGACAAGGGCCUCCUCCACCGCGCCUUCUCCGUCUUCCUCUUCGACCCGGAAACCAACCGCCUGCUCCUCCAGCAGCGCGCCACGGAGAAGAUUACCUUCCCCGACAUGUGGACCAACACGUGCUGCUCCCACCCGCUGGGCAUCCCCGGCGAGACGGGCGCGAACCUCGAGGACUCUGUCGCGGGCGUCAAGCGCGCCGCGCAGAGGAAGCUGGAGCACGAGCUCGGCAUCGACCCGAAGCAGGUGCCCUUUGACGAUUUCCACUUUUUGACGAGAAUUCAUUACAAGGCGCCCAGCGAUGGCAAGUGGGGAGAGCACGAGAUCGACUACAUCCUCUUCAUCAAGGCCAAGGUCGACCUCAAGCCCAACGAGAACGAGGUCCGCGCGACGCAAUACGUCAGCGCCGACGAGCUUAAGAAGCUGUUUGAGGACCCCCAGCUUAAGUUCACUCCCUGGUUCAAGCUCAUUUGUAACUCGAUGCUGUUCCAGUGGUGGGAGAGCCUCGACUCUGGGCUGGAGAAGUACACCAACGAGCAGGAGAUUCGUCGCAUGUGA
Messenger RNA from Colletotrichum fioriniae, 777 nucleotides. RefSeq names its product isopentenyl-diphosphate delta-isomerase idi1 (gene IDI1). Gene Ontology annotation, cellular component: cytoplasm. Gene Ontology annotation, biological process: isoprenoid biosynthetic process; isopentenyl diphosphate biosynthetic process. The record is from RefSeq and is a predicted model, not a curated record. NCBI's taxonomy places the organism in Eukaryota, Fungi, Ascomycota, Sordariomycetes, Glomerellales, Glomerellaceae. Gene Ontology annotation, molecular function: isopentenyl-diphosphate delta-isomerase activity.